AUGGCAAAGGCAAGGGAUAGGACUGAAGAUUUCAAAGAUGCUGUGCGUCAAAGUGCUCGGUCUUUGGGAUAUGAUGAGGCUAAAUUGGCAUCCAUUUUGGCAUCUUUCAUUAUUCAUAAACCUCCACAAAGGUCCCCAUUCUCCAAAGCUGCAUUUAAGACGCUCGAGAGUAUUGGAGAAUUGGAUAAUUUUUUGAUAAAGCAUAGAAAGGACUAUACAGACCUGCACCGAACAACUGAACAUGAGAGAGAUAGCAUUGAGCAUGAAGUUAGUGCUUUUAUUAAAACCUGCCAACAACAAAUUGAUGUUCUUAAGAAUAGUAUAAACAACGAAGAGGAAAGCUCAAAAGGUUGGCUUGGCAUUACAACUGCAAAGGCUAACGCCGACACCAUUGCCCACAAACAUGGAGUGGUUUUAAUUUUAAGUGAGAGACUCCAUUCAGUUACGGCGCAGUUUGAUCAGCUCAGAGCUAUACGCUUCCAGGAUGCUAUUAAUAGGGCAAUACCACGAAGAAAACUUAAUCGUGUAACCAGAAAAGAUUCUGCUGAAACCUCUAAUUCAGGUGAUGCGGAGCUCAGAGAACCUGAUGAGCUGUGCAGUGAGCCUCUAAGAGUCCAGCAUCAACUCUUGGACGAUGAAACACGUGCCCUUCAGGUGGAAUUGACUAGUCUUCUAGACACAGUUCAAGAAACUGAAACUAAGAUGGUAGAAAUGUCUGCAUUAAAUCACUUGAUGGCUACACAUGUAUUGCAACAAGCUCAACAAAUUGAGCAUCUAUAUGACCAGGCUGUUCAAGCUACUAAGAAUGUUGAGCUUGGUAACAAAGAACUCUCACAAGCCAUUAAGCGGAAUAGUAGCAGCAGAACAUUUCUUUUACUAUUUUUGUUUGUGCUCACUUUUUCCAUCAUCUUUCUUGAUUGGUAUAGUUAA
Messenger RNA from Lathyrus sativus (Indian pea), 930 nucleotides. The record is from the annotation of a GenBank genome assembly. NCBI's taxonomy places the organism in Eukaryota, Viridiplantae, Streptophyta, Magnoliopsida, Fabales, Fabaceae.